GUCUCGAAGCUAAGAAGCCUAUCCAAUCCGGGAUCGAUUCGAGGAGGUGUCGUACAGAGCCUGGUGUCUUUCGUUCGACCUUUCAAGGGACUCUCCCGAGGCCAGCAUGUCUUCUGAGAAGUUCGAGCUGCGGACCGUUCCAUUUGACCCGAGGUUCCCGAACACCAACCAGACAAGGAACUGCUGGCAGAACUAUGUCGACUUCCACCGAUGCGAGAAGGUGAAGGGCAAGGGCUAUGAGCCGUGCAAGUAUUUCCAGCGGGUCUACAAGGCUUUGUGCCCCAAUGCCUGGAUCGACAAGUGGGAUGAGCAGAUAGCAAAUGACUGCUUUGCCGGCAAGAUUUGAAGUGGUGCUUCGGAACUUCAGCAUCGUCGGGAUGUAGGGUCUAAGUUUCAAUAAUACUGUUCAUGUGGAC
Molecule: messenger RNA, 416 nt
Organism: Dermacentor andersoni
Lineage: Eukaryota; Metazoa; Arthropoda; Arachnida; Ixodida; Ixodidae
Gene: COX6B
Product: Cytochrome c oxidase subunit 6B
Cellular component (GO): mitochondrion; respiratory chain complex IV
Source: RefSeq, a predicted model, not a curated record